Molecule: messenger RNA, 8207 nt
Organism: Mobula hypostoma (lesser devil ray)
Lineage: Eukaryota; Metazoa; Chordata; Chondrichthyes; Myliobatiformes; Myliobatidae
Gene: acox1
Product: acyl-CoA oxidase 1, palmitoyl
Exons: 14
Coding region: 184-2166 (660 amino acids)
Biological process (GO): very long-chain fatty acid metabolic process; fatty acid beta-oxidation using acyl-CoA oxidase; lipid homeostasis
Cellular component (GO): peroxisome
Molecular function (GO): fatty acid binding; FAD binding
Source: RefSeq, a predicted model, not a curated record
GACCCGUCAUGGUGCUGUGUCUCCAAAUAAAUAAUUGAAAAUUCAAUAGAUCAUUACCAUUUUAAGAAGGGCGCCCGUCCCGGCACCGCGGCGGGCAUUACCACUUUAAGGAGAGCUCCAGUCUCACUGUGGCAGUGUUUGUUUGCGGCCUCGGGAAGCGGGGGAGCCGCCGCCGCCGCCGCCAUGAAUCCGGAUCUACGCAGGGAGCGCGAGUCGGCGACCUUCCUCACCGAGAGCCUCACGCACCUCCUGGAUGGCGGGCCCGAGAAAACCCGGCGUCGUCGGGAGAUCGAAUCUCUUGCACUUAAGGAUCCUGAGCUCCAACAUGAAGACCCGAACUUCAUGACCUAUAGUGAGCGUUAUGAUGUAGCAGUGAAGAAGAGUUCUCUGAUGAUUAAAAAGAUCCGGGAAAAUGCCAUCUCAAACCCAGAGGAAAUCAUGUUCUUCAAGAGGUAUGUGCACCGUGGACGGCCUGAGCCUCUAGAUCUCCACCUAGGCAUGUUUCUGCCCACCAUUCUCAACCAGGCUACUCCUGAACAACAAGAUCGCUUCUUCAUGCCAGCUUGGAAUCUUCAAAUCAUUGGCACUUAUGCACAGACUGAGAUAGGCCAUGGCACGUUCAUCCGUGGUUUGGAGACGACGGCAACAUAUGAUCCUUCCACCCAAGAGUUUGUGCUGAACAGCCCAACUGUGACUUCAAUCAAAUGGUGGCCUGGAGGACUGGGAAAAACUUCAAACCAUGCCAUUGUCCUUGCUCAGCUUUACACCCAGGGCCAGUGUAAGGGGCUACAUGCUUUCAUUGUGCCCAUCCGCAAGAUGGGCACCCACGAACCCUUGCCUGGUGUGAUAGUGGGUGAUAUUGGACCAAAGUUUGGAUAUGAUCAGAUGGACAAUGGCUUCCUAAAGCUGGAGAACAUCAGAAUUCCUCGUGAAAACAUGCUGAUGAGAUAUGCAAAGGUGAUGCCAGAUGGGACUUACUUGAAGCCUCCAAGUGAUAAGCUAACGUACGGUACAAUGGUCUUCAUACGCUGCAUGAUAGUGGGGGAAUCAGCACGAGUAUUGUCUCAAGCAUGUACCAUUGCUAUCCGUUACAGUGCUGUUCGACACCAGUCAGAGCUGAAACCUGGUGCUCCAGAGCCACAGAUACUGGAUUAUCAGACUCAACAGUACAAGCUCUUUCCCCUAUUGGCGACCGCCUACGCCUUCCGCUUCGUGGGAAACUUCAUGAAGGACAUGUACCAACGCAUCACUGAGGACAUCAACGAUGGAGACUACAGUCAGUUGCCUGAGCUUCACUCCCUGUCUGCCGGACUGAAGGCCUUCACCUCCUGGGUGGCCACUGCAGGAAUUGAGGAAUGUCGCAUGGCUUGCGGGGGUCACGGGUACUCGCGCUCCAGUGGUCUUCCUGACAUCUAUGUCACGUUCACACCCUCCUGCACUUACGAAGGAGAGAACACGGUGAUGAUGCUGCAGACUGCUAGAUACCUGUUUAAAAGUUAUUCCCAGGCUAAGUCUGGACAGAGGCUGUCGGGCACUGUGUCGUACCUGAGUGACAUGCACAGCCACAUCCAGCCCCAGCAAGUGGCAAGCCGGCCCCCAGUGAUCGACAUCGAUGACGUCAGUAGGCUAGUGGAAACCUACAAACUGCGAGCAGCCAGUUUAGUUGAGGAAGCUGCACAUAAUUACCAUGUGGAGCUGGGACGCAGAAACAGCAAGGAGGAAGCCUGGAACGACACUGCCAUCGACCUGGUCAAAGCAUCAGAGGCUCAUUGUCACUACGUGGUGGUGAAGCUGUUUGCUGCCACACUGUCUGAGAUCACAGACGUCUCAAUCCAUGAUGUUCUCUGUACGCUUUUCCAGUUGUAUGCCGUGUAUGGAAUCAGCAAGAAUUCGGGAGACUUUUUACAUGCUGGAAUCUUUAACGACCAGGAGAUUUCCCAGGUGCAGCAACGUGUGAAGGAGCUGCUGGCUGCAAUCCGACCCAAUGCCGUGGCUCUCGUGGACGCCUUCGACUACCCUGACGCCAUUCUUUCAUCAGUGCUCGGCCGCUACGAUGGCAACGUUUAUGAGCACAUGUUCGAAUGGGCAAAACGUUCACCUCUGAACAAAACUGAGGUUCAUGAAUCAUUCUACAAAUAUCUGAAGCCUCUGCAGUCCAAACUCUGAGAGUCUGCUGAUAGUUCUUUGCACAAGAAGUUGGACACAGCCGUAGAUCAAACUCUGAAUCUUUAAUUUCAGUCUUUCCAGCUGCUGAGCCAUUAGAGUUGCAGUCCUUAUCAGCUACAGUCUCUGGAAUGAGUAAUUCAAGUCACCUCCCUCAUCCUGUGCUUUGGUACCAUUGUGAAUCAGACUUCCUGCCCACUUCACGUCCACUGCCUCACUGAUCAUAGUGUUGUAUGUGGAGUUUAAAGUAUGCCCGCAGUGAAACAGCAGAGUUUCAGUUCUCCUCCUCCUCCUCCUCCUCCUCAAAGGUUAAAAUUAACACUGGCAGGUACUGGGGACCACAAGGUGUGGAUCUGAUUUUCACCCUUUUUUUAAAAAAACUUUUUAAAUCUCUGCACUUCCUCUUGCAUGCUGGAUACUAACAUGACUACUUGCCCUAGCCUGCUGCAUGUCAACAUUAGUGCUACAUUAGGGGAAUAAAGGUUAAAAUCAAGAAAGGAAAGCUUGCAGAGUCUGAAGAUAGAAGAUUGGCAUGUGAUCUAAAGGAGCAAAUCCCCGCCUCCCCACAAGAACAAAGUAUUUUCUUGUCUGUGAGCCUUCACUCUAAUCAUGUCUUUUUGUUGGCAGAAUAAUUGUACAGUUUUUUUCAAUUGUCCUUAAGUUUAAAAGAUCCCAUUUUUGCCAUGUGCUGCUGCUGACAAUAGUUGAAUUCAGCUUCUCGUACUUCCAGUAGGAAACAACUGCAAAGUCAUUAAACACAGUCGAUGCAGCAGAUGCUGGAAAUCCAGAGCAACACACACACACAAAAUGUUGGAGAAACUCAGCAGGUCAGGCAGCAUCUACAGAAAUUAAUAAACAGUUGACGUUUUGAGCCAAAACCCUCUUUCAAGACUCAAAAGAAAGAGGGAGGACGCCAGAAUAAAAAAAAUGGGAGGGAGGGAAAGGAGAACUACCUGGAAGGUGAUAGGUGCAAACUGCUAGGUUCUUAACCCUGAAAUUGUGAUGUUUUUAACUCAGCCAUAGAUUUGCUGUUUUAAAAAAAAACUGAGUAACUUGACACCAUAAGACACAGGAGCAAAGUUAGGCCAUGCUGCCCAUCGAGUCCCUCACAAUCCCAUUCUCCUGAUUCUCCUCAUAACCAAUGACGACCUGACUAAUCAUGAAUCAAUCAAACUCUGCUUUAAAUAUACCCAUUGACCUGGCCUCCAGAGCAGUCUAUGGCAAUGAGCUCCACAGAUUAACUACCUUCUGGCUAAAAUUUUUCCUUUAUCUCUGUUCUAAGUGGACAUCUCCCUAUGCUCUCUGGUGCUAGAGUCACCCACGAAAGGACACAUUCUCCACAUCUACUUUCUCUAGGUCUUUCAAUAUUCAGUAGGUUUCAGUGAGAUUUCCCCCGUCAUUCUUCUAAACUGCAGCAAGUACAGGCCCAGAGCCAUGAAACGUUCUUCAUACUUUAACCUUUUCAUUCCCGGGAUCAUUCUCUGGAUCCUCUCCAAUCCCAGCGCAUCUUUUAGAUAAGAGGCCCAAAACUGCUCACAAUACUCUAGGUGAGGUCUGACCAAUGCCUUAUGAAGUCUCAGUAUUACAUCUUUGCUUUUGUAUUCUAGGUCUCGAAAAUGAAUGUUAACACUGCGUAUGCCUUCCUUACCACCAACAACCUGUAAGUUAUCCUUAAGGGAAUCCUGCACAAAAACUCCCAGGUUUAUUUGCAUCUCUGAUUUUUGAGUUACCUUCAUUUAGAAAAUAGUCUGCACUUUUAUUCCUUCUACCAAAGUGCAUAACCAUAUACUUCCCUAAACCGUAUUCCAUCUGCCACUUCUUUGCCAGUCUCCUAAUCUGCCUUAGUCCUUCUGCAGACUCCUUGUUUCCUCAACACAGCCUGUCCCUCCAACCUAUCUUCGUAUCAUCUGCAAACUUGGUCACAAAGCUAUAAAUUCCAACAUUAAAUCAUUGGCAUAUAACUGUGUACUGGGAUUUUCAGAAGAACUUUGACAAGUGCUAUAUCUGAGGCUGGUUAACAAGUGUGCAUAUCACAGGAUAGAUUCUAGCAUGGAUAGAAGAUUGACUGGAGGCAAAGAGUGGGAAUAAAAGAAGCCUUUCUGGUUAGCUGCUGGUAACUAGUGGUUCACAGGGAUCGGUGGUGAGACCGCUUCUUUUCACAUUACACAUCCAUUGACUCUCCUUUGACUAUCCUGCUUGUUAUUUCCUCAAUGAUUUCCAACAGAUUUGUCAGACAAGAUUUUCCCUCAAACCAGACUGACUUUGGCCUAUUUUACUGUGUGCCUCCAAGUAUCCCGAACUACAUCCUUAGUAAUGGACUCCAACAUCUUUCCAACCACUAAAGUCAAGCUAACUGGCCUAUAAUUUCUUUUCUUCUGCUUCCAUCCUUUCAAGAGUGGACAUUUGCAGUUUUCCAGUCCUCUAGAUCUAUUCCAGUAUCUGGUACCUCCACAAUCUCUUCAGCUACCUUUUUCAGAACCCUGAGGUCUAGUCCAUCUGGCCCAAGUGCCUUACCUACCUCAGACCUUUCAGUUUCCCAAGCACCUUCUCCUUAGUAAUAAGAGCUACACUCGCUUCUACCCCUGACACACUCUAAUUUCCUUCACAGUGAAAACUGAUGCAAAAUACUUAAGUUUGUCCACCAUUUCAUUGUCCCUUAUUACUACCUCUCCAGCUUCAUUUACCAGCAGUCCGAUAUCCAGUAUGUACUCUUUAUGUAUAUCUGAAAAAACUUUUAUGUUCAAUAUUGUAGUAUUGGCUAGCUUACUUGCACAUUUCAUUGUUUUGCUCUUUAUGGCUUUUUAGUUGCAUUCUAUUGGUUUUUAGAAGCUUCCCAAUUCUCUUCUCGCUACUUCUUGCUAUAUUAUAUGCCUUCUCUUUGCUUUUAUGUUGUCUUUGAUUUCACUUAUCAGCCAAGGUUGUGCCUUUCUCCCUUUAGAAUACUUUAUCUUUGGGAUGUAGCUAUCCUGUGCCUUCUGAGUUGCUCCUAGAAACUCCAGCCAUUGCUUUUCUGUUGUUAUCCUUGCUAGUGUUCCCUUCCAAUUAACUUUGACCAUCUCCUCUCUCAUGUCUCUUUGAUUCCCUUAAAUCUACUGUAAUACUGAUACAUCUGACUUUAACUUCUCCCUCUUAAACCUCUAAAGGUUCUUUUACUUUGAGUUCCAUAAUGAAAUCUGGUUCAUUACAUAACACCCAAUUGAGAAUGGCCUAGUGGGCUCAAUUAAAAGUUACCCCAAAAAGCCAUCUUGAAGGCAUUCUACAAAUUCCCUCUCUUGGGAAUCCAGCACCAACCUGAUUUAACCAAACUACCUGCAUUAGGAAUAUCAUAACAUUGCCCUUUUUACUUGCCAUUUCUAUCUCUUGUAAUUUGCAUCCCACAUCUAGGCUACUGUUCAAAGGGCUGUAUAUAACUCCCAUCAAGGUUGUUGUGCCUUUGCAGUUUCUAAACUCUACCCACAAGGAUCUACAUCUUAUGAUCCUUUGUCACUUCUUUCUAAAGAAUUGAUUUUCUUUUUUUUUUGCCAACAGAUCCACCCCAUUCCCUCAGCCUGCAGGCCCAUUCUUACAAUACAAUAUGUAUCCUUCGAUGUUAAGAACCCAGCUAUGAUCUUUUAGCCAUGUCUCAAUGAUGCCCACAAUGUCAUACCUGCCAAUCUCUAACUGUGCUACAAGAUCAUAAAACUCAUUCUGUAUACUGCGUGCAUUCAAAUGUAACACCUUCAGUCCUGUAUUUAUUCCGCUUUUUGCUUUUUCCCCCAUGUUACACUUCAACUCAUCCCACUGACUGCAACUUUGCCUUAUCAUCUGCCUGUCCUUCCUCAGUCUUAUACACAAAGCAUUGACUUGUAUAUCAACUGCCCCAUCCUAAGGCCUAGGGGCUUUGGUUCCCAUCCCCUUGCUAAGUGAAAUUAAACCCUCUCCCAACUGCUUUAGCAAACCUGUCCGCAAAGAUAUUGGUCCCCCUUGGGUUCAGGUGUAACCACCUCCUUUGUGUACAGGUUAUAGUUUCCCCAGAAGAGAUCCCAAUGAUUCAUAAGUCUGAAACCCUGUCCCCUCCACCAAUUCCGUAGCCAUGCAUUCAUCUGCCAAAUCAUCUUAUUCUUACCCUCACUGGUGCGUGGCCCAGGGUGCAGUGGUAACUAGAUUCCAUUGUUUCUUCUGCUAUUGAGUUUGGAAUCCCUCCGUGGUAUGCCCUGCUUCCAAAAACAACGUGCGUGUCUGCUUACUGUGUAUGUUAAGAAUGGGUUUCAUUAUAGAAACUGCCCUAAGUUCUGUCUCCUUCCAAACGCAUCCUUGCAGCCGAGUAGACUUUGACAAUUUCAGAUACUCUGAGUGUUUUUGGAAUCAGUUUCAUGGUGCUUUCCAGUCUGAAUAGCAACAUGGAGGAAAUGGGUAAAUUUUAAACCAUCCUGUCAUAUGUCCGCUGUCAAAUCCAACAUUGUAACUGAGUGUGAUUCAACAUAUGCUGCUGCAAAUGGGGAUGACAAUUGGGGGAGAAGGAACAGCUGAUGCCAGUCUGCAUAGUUCACAGAUAUCAGUCACAUACAUUGAUUGUAUAUUACAUACAUUGUAUUAGCUAUUUCAUUAAUAUUUAGAUUUAUUGACUAAUUGACUUACCAGGAUGUUGCACAGAGAUUCCAUUUGAAGCCUGUUGGAUUUCACAGUGACUACUUUCUCUUGCAUUCCUGCUGACAGUGAUUAGAAACACUAACUUUUUUGAAAGAGAAUCUGGCAGUAGAUCUGCAUAUAGAGCAGGGGUUCCCAACCUUCUUUUAUGCUUUGGACCUCACCAUUAACUAAGGAGUCCGUAGAACCCAGAUUGGAAACCCCUGAUAUAGAGUAAGAAAAAUGAAUAGUAUUAAAAUACUGCAGCUUUAGGCGUAUGUAAAAUUGUGUUAAAUAUGUUGAUCCAGUAUUUUUUGGGGUGAGGAAUCAAUACAGGUUUUGUUUGACCUGGGCCUUUGUUCUGGUAUUAUCUAUCAAGUAAGUUCAAAUAUCGCUGUGAUGAUUGUACGUUCUAGUAUCAAUUGUUUGGCGACAAUAAAAUAUAAAGUUGAUAUCAAUAUACAAUCCAGCCCACAGAAUCUCAUUCCCUCAUACCACAAUGAUUCUGGCUACUGUUUUAUUUUCAGCUUUACCUUGUUUUCUCUUUUCUUCCAUCCUCUUUGCCACACAUUCCUUUCUUGCCACUCUCAUUUAUUAUACUUUAAGGACUGCUGUACAAUUUGGAAUGAAAACAGAUGCUCUUGCUUAUCUGAGAGGGAUAAUCAUUGUUAGCAGAUGAAUUACUCUCCAGUCUAUUCACAUCUAAUUCCUGGGGUGGUAGCCAAGAUGAAAUUGAGUAUCUAGUUACUUCCAAAGUUUGAAGCACAAGGCUUUUUUGUACCCAGAAGCCUUGUGCGUCAGAUGGCUGUACUUGCUCAGCAUGGGACUUUUACAUCAAAUUCGAUUUCGGUUUGUGUUUUAUAGCUCUCAAUUUCAAUUUAUUAAAAUUUUUAAAUAAAUGAUGCUUUUAGAAUUAACCAGAAUUUCUGCCAUUAGAGAUUGGACUGAAAAUCCUAGCACUCUUAUUUUGCUCCAGUUACGAUGUCUCUCCCAGUCUUAGCUGCCCCACUUUGGACUACUCUGAUCCCUGAAGCUGGGCGUGCACUUUUUGUAACCUCUGGGAAGUGAAGGGGAGUCUAGAACUUCAGGCAACCUCGUAACCUUAUUAAUUCCAAGCUUUAUCACAAAACUGAGAAGGGAACUUUGUAUACAAUGUUCACACCAAUGAGUAGACUUGCUGUUCAGCAAGCAGGGUCAGCUGUCUUCACAGAUACCAAUAUUUGAAAUCCUUCUGCCACUUGUCCUUAAAUUAUGAUGAUCCUAAGGAUGAUCCUGCAGAAUUAAUUAUGAAUUUCUUUGAUCUUUUGAAGGGACUGAUGUGGUCUGUUGAUCCUAUGCUGAAUUUGUUAAUAUAAUCAGUGCUGCAUUUUAAAUACAACUUAAUAUAUGUAUGAUUAAUAAAAUAGCAGUACAACAGGCACCUUGAGUCUUUGUGAAUG